AUGUCGGUUUUAGAGGCCUCCACUAAGAUGUCCACUUCUCCAAGUGGGAAAGAGGAAGUCAAGCAAACUCCUGAAGUAAGAGAACUUAGUCCGGAUAUACCAAACAAGCCCAUCAUUGCUUACUGGACGGUAAUGUGUCUCUGUCUCAUGAUUGCCUUUGGGGGGUUCAUCUUUGGUUGGGAUACAGGAACCAUUUCCGGAUUUAUCAACCAAACUGACUUCAAGAGAAGGUUUGGCCAAGAGCAGAGAGACGGCAGCUAUCAACUAUCGGACGUUAGAACAGGGUUGAUUGUUGGUAUCUUUAAUAUAGGUUGUGCAGUGGGAGGGUUAACGCUAGGACGCUUAGGUGACAUUUAUGGGCGUAGAAUUGGCUUGAUGUGCGUUAUCAUGGUGUACAUAGUUGGAAUUGUCAUCCAGAUCGCUUCUAUUGACAAGUGGUACCAAUACUUUAUUGGUAGGAUCGUUUCUGGAAUGGGUGUUGGCGGUGUUGCUGUAUUGUCUCCAACUUUAAUUUCAGAGAUUUCUCCAAAACACUUAAGAGGCACUUGCAUCUCUUUCUACCAGUUGAUGAUUACUCUUGGUAUAUUCUUAGGCUACUGUACCAACUACGGUACUAAGAAGUAUUCCAACUCCAUUCAAUGGAGAGUUCCCUUGGGGUUGUGCUUCGCAUGGGCCAUCUUCAUGAUAGUUGGAAUGGUUAUGGUUCCAGAAUCGCCAAGAUUUUUAGUCGAGAAGGGGAGAUAUGAAGAAGCAAGAAGAUCUUUAGCAAAGUCAAAUAAGGUCACAGUUACCGACCCCGGUGUGGUUUCAGAGGUUGACGCAAUAACUGCUAAUAUGGAAGCGGAGAGGGCUGCUGGGAACGCAAGCUGGAGCGAACUGUUCUCAAACAAGGGAGCAAUUUUACCAAGAGUCAUUAUGGGAGUCGUCAUUCAGUCCUUACAACAACUUACUGGCUGCAACUACUUUUUUUACUACGGUACCACCAUUUUCAACGCAGUCGGAAUGGAAGACUCUUUCGAGACGUCCAUUGUGCUCGGGAUUGUCAACUUUGCAUCCACCUUUGUUGCGCUAUACAUCGUCGAUAAAUUUGGACGCCGGAAGUGUUUAUUGUGGGGGUCUGCAUCAAUGGCCAUCUGUUUUGUCAUAUUUGCCACAGUCGGUGUCACAAGAUUAUGGCCACAUGGAAAAGACCAGCCAUCGUCGCAAAGCGCAGGUAAUGUCAUGAUUGUUUUUACGUGUUUUUUCAUUUUCUGUUUUGCUAUUACUUGGGCCCCAAUCGCCUACGUCAUUGUAGCAGAAAGUUACCCAUUAAGAGUGAGGAAUCGUGCUAUGGCUAUUGCAGUUGGAGCAAACUGGAUGUGGGGCUUUUUGAUCGGCUUUUUCACACCCUUUAUUACUAGAGCCAUAGGUUUCUCUUAUGGCUACGUUUUCAUGGGCUGUUUAAUCUUUUCCUACUUUUAUGUUUUCUUCUUUGUUUGUGAGACAAAGGGACUAACUCUAGAAGAAGUCAACGAAAUGUAUGAAGAGAGGAUAAAGCCAUGGAAGUCUGGCGACUGGGUACCAAGCGCUAAGAGGUUAGAACAACUAACAGAUGGUACCCCGCUAGACACAGAGGAUAUUAAAUAG
Saccharomyces eubayanus is the source of this 1626-nucleotide messenger RNA. RefSeq names its product hexose transporter HXT10 (gene HXT10). Gene Ontology annotation, biological process: carbohydrate transport; transmembrane transport. Gene Ontology annotation, cellular component: plasma membrane. The transcript has a single exon. The record is from RefSeq and is a predicted model, not a curated record. The coding region runs from base 1 to 1626 and encodes 541 amino acids. Lineage: Eukaryota; Fungi; Ascomycota; Saccharomycetes; Saccharomycetales; Saccharomycetaceae. Gene Ontology annotation, molecular function: carbohydrate:proton symporter activity.